CUGUCCGCAGUCUGGCGAACCCUCAGCUGGCCCUGCACUAGUUUUUGACAACAACGUCUCUGUCGACAAUGUUCACGUCUUGACUGGUGGCCCCAACACUGCCAUAAGUUACUAUUAGUCCGUCGCCUCUUUAUUAUUUGAAGUUAAACAUCAUGGAGCCGUCUGCGCCCAAAAGCAAGCUGAAAAAGCUGAGUGAGGACAGCUUGACCAAACAGCCAGAGGAAGUGUUUGAUGUUUUAGAGAAACUCGGUGAAGGUUCCUAUGGCAGCGUGUUCAAAGCUAUCCAUAAGGAGUCAGGCCAGGUGGUGGCCAUCAAGCAGGUUCCUGUGGAGUCUGAUCUGCAGGAGAUCAUCAAGGAGAUUUCCAUCAUGCAACAAUGUGACAGCCCUUAUGUAGUGAAAUACUAUGGCAGCUACUUCAAGAACACUGACCUGUGGAUUGUCAUGGAGUACUGUGGAGCCGGCUCUGUGUCUGACAUCAUCAGACUGCGCAACAAGACGUUGACAGAGGAUGAGAUUGCCACUAUCCUGAAGUCAACGCUGAAGGGUCUUGAAUAUCUUCACUUCAUGAGGAAGAUCCAUCGGGACAUCAAGGCCGGAAACAUCCUCCUCAACACAGAGGGACACGCCAAACUGGCAGACUUCGGAGUUGCUGGACAGCUUACGGACACUAUGGCAAAGAGGAACACUGUGAUCGGAACUCCCUUCUGGAUGGCCCCAGAGGUGAUCCAGGAGAUCGGCUACAACUGUGUGGCUGACAUCUGGUCCCUGGGCAUCACGUCCAUAGAGAUGGCAGAGGGCAAACCUCCCUACGCUGACAUCCAUCCCAUGAGAGCGAUCUUCAUGAUCCCCACCAACCCCCCUCCAACAUUCAGGAAGCCGGAGCUUUGGUCAGACGACUUCACAGACUUUGUCAAGAAGUGUCUGGUCAAGAAUCCAGAGCAGAGAGCGACCGCCACGCAGCUCCUACAGCACCCAUUCAUCAACCAAGCCAAGCCGGUCACUAUCCUGAGAGACCUGAUCACUGAGGCCAUGGAGAUGAAAGCCAAGAGGCAGCAGGAGCAGCAGAGAGAGCUUGAGGAGGAGGACGACAACUCUGAGGAGGAGACAGAGGUGGACUCUCACACUAUGGUGAAGUCAGGCUCAGAGGGUGCAGGAACCAUGCGGGCCACCAGCACCAUGAGCGACGGGGCACAGACCAUGAUUGAACACGGCAGCACCAUGCUGGAAUCAGACCUCGGCACCAUGGUCAUCAACAGUGACGAUGAUGAAGAGGAGGAGGAAGACCAGGGAUCCAUGAGGAGACACGCCACCCCUCAGCAGCCAAUACGUCCGUCCUUCAUGGACUAUUUUGACAAGCAGGACUCCAACAAGGCAGCCCAACAGCAGGAGAACUACAACCACAACCAGCCGCAGGAGCAGCCGGGCUACCACAUCCAGUCCAAGAACGUCUUCCCCGACAACUGGAAGGUGCCCCAAGACGGAGACUUUGACUUUCUGAAGAACCUGGACUUUGAGGAGCUGCAGCUGCGUCUGACUGCCUUGGAUCCCAUGAUGGAGCGUGAGAUUGAGGAGCUCAGGCAGCGCUACACCGCCAAGAGGCAGCCCAUCCUGGAUGCCAUGGAUGCCAAGAAGAGACGACAACAGAACUUCUGAGUGCCUCUCGCUCUAGUCUUGGCUUCUCAAAGCCACAAUCAUCACAAAACUUACAUCCCAUUGACUCAGAGGAAAUAAGAUGACCGUAUUAUCUCUGUUGGAAGCUCACUGCUGUUAGAAUCACUACUAACUGUCCUCUAAAUGAAGUUAGAUGCCUCUUUUACAUCCAUUUUGGCUCCUGGGAUCUACACUCGUCUGCCUUGUUUCUACAUCUGUCCAGAUGCUGUUCCAUUGUUCUUAGUCUUAUAUUUGUUUCUACAGUUCCUGUAAAGUUGCUUUCCCAUGAAUGAUACUCAGGACUGCAGCCAAAGAGAGAUCUAAGGCUUGGCUAUUAUACGUCUGAAAGUCACAACAUGAGUAGAAUCCCCAUCAACACAUAAGGAAGCCUGUCCUCUGGCAGUAGCAGCAGAAUAAUCACAGAGUUGUCUUUUUUCCUCAGACAUUUCACUUUCAGUGUAAAUAUAAUACAGAGCCUAGUUUGGAAAUACCUGAAACAAAAAGCUGUGGAAGCUUGUCCAUGACCAAAGACAAUCAAGAGGAUGUUGAUAGUUGAGAAUGCCUUAAAAUAAUUGAAACCUGGUUUUAACGAUGUAAUAAAACAACCAAGUCGUCAGGUGGUUAAAUCCAUUUCCUCACUAGGAGAUGAGUCGGAAGUGGACUGUGGAAAGUUGUAAGGAUGGAGAAAAAGUAUGGAAAUCGUGUGGGUGGUGAAGAGUGGAUCAUGCAUGUUUUCAUGGUGGACCAGAAAAUGCUAAACUUUUUCAUUAGUCUUAAUUAUCAUUUAUUUAAUUAUGUUGUUUUUGGGCUUCUUUUAAACAUCCAGUGUACUGUCCAUUUAUUGCAUCUUGGUGCCUCAUAACUCACCUGAACCACUUACCCAACAAUAUUCAUGAAUUUAAAGUCAGAGCUUUUACUUCACACGAUGAUCCACUUUACUCAAACGAAUACCAGAGAUGGCACCAAAAUUCAUUCCGAAGUUAAAAAAAAAUGUUAAGCGAAUGCAUUCCAAAAUACUGCAUGACUUUUCUUUUAAUGUCCGUGGAGUCUUUAAGGAAAUCCUGCAGAUUUAUCAAAGGUUGUAAUAAUAACAUGUAAAAUGAUGUUUUCUGUAAUCGUUCCGCACCAUGAUUGAUUAACUUCAGAUUCCACUUUCUAAAAUAUUUCGACAAUAUGUGGAGCCGUCUCAUAUGCAAAGCAUCAGUGAAGAGAAACGUAGUAGCUGAUAAACUGUUUUAUGGUUGUAGUCAAAGAAAAAAACAUAUCAGGUUGAGAUAAAAACUCAAGUGGCUGAGUGGCUGAUAACUGGUCGUUGGCUGAUUUCAGAUUCUCAGCUCUCGCAUAUCGUCGUCAUUGGCCUCCAUGUCAGUUGGAUUUUAUAUCACAAUUUGAAAUGUUUAAUGGAAAUCUCUUUGUACUCUACAUGAGGGAAACAAACUGCGCUGUUCUGGUUGUAGUUUAGUUUUGACAUUUUGAUUUUACACAUGCUAAUGAUGACCCUUUGAAUGCAUUUUUAAUCUGAAUACAUGUACAAUAUGUCUGCAGGUCGCUGUUACAUACAAAUGUUAAUAUGCAGUCUUGAUGGUUCAGCACAUACUUACUGCAUAUAUCAACAUUUUGGUAAUCCCAUGAUCUUAUGAAUAGACCUGUUAUCUUAUAGAUCUGAUGGACAAUGUGGCCAAAAUGAGCUGACACUUUGAAACACCUGAAUACAAUUGUUUUUUUUCUCUUUGUUUUUUUUUUGUUUUUAAACCUGUUCUUUCACAGAAAUCAUUGACAUUUUUGUCAUUAAGUCUGCUAUGCAUUAGCAACUCACACACAAGCAUUCACAAUUUAUUUAUUAAAUGUGUUUAAAACUUUUUUUUUAAUUUUGUGACACUGGUUAAAAUACGGACGCUGUUAUGGCUGUUUAUAUUUCUGCCCUUUGUCAAAUAUAUGUGGCUUGAUUUCUGCGUGUUUAAGACUAUGCAUGUUUAUAGUUUUGCUUGCUAUUUAGUGGAAUGCUACUAGAUCCACAUGUGAGAGCAAUGCUAAUAUGGAAGCUCGAUUUUCAGCUUUAACAGAAACUAUUUGCUCUGUACAAUUUUAAAAAGACCCAUCUGAAAUAUGACAUUGUGGAGAAUCUGCCAUAAUAUGUGUAGUUAUGUGAAAUCACACUUCAAUAUAAAUAUAGCUAUAUGAUUAAAUUUGUUUUCAUUUAUUUCUCUGUUAUUUCCACAAUAUAAUGACUUGAGAGUGAAGAGUGGAAUGUAAGCAUUUUAUGUUUGAACCACCUAAUUUAUUAUCUUUUGUUUGUAAUACUUUUCUUUGAACAGGUGCAAGAAAUAAUAAAAGUUACUUAUAGAUAAUCA
Messenger RNA from Anoplopoma fimbria (sablefish), 4003 nucleotides. It is a transcript of the gene stk3, whose product is annotated as serine/threonine kinase 3 (STE20 homolog, yeast). The coding region runs from base 153 to 1655 and encodes 500 amino acids. The record is from RefSeq and is a predicted model, not a curated record. Gene Ontology annotation, molecular function: protein serine/threonine kinase activity; ATP binding. The transcript is spliced from 11 exons. Gene Ontology annotation, cellular component: cytoplasm. Gene Ontology annotation, biological process: protein tetramerization; regulation of MAPK cascade; intracellular signal transduction. Lineage: Eukaryota; Metazoa; Chordata; Actinopteri; Perciformes; Anoplopomatidae.